AUGCUUGAUAAAGAAAUGCUAGGUGGUAUCCAUCUAGAAGAAGAUAUUUGGGCUAAUUGUAUAGCUAUUAUACUGGGUCUUAUUGAGGACAGCUUAAUUGACGACGAAACCAACUAUUCAAAAAAGACAAAGCAUUCACGCAAGAAAAAUGACAAGGGAAAGAUGGGAUCUUCUGCAUUACAACCUAUGCUCACUCCUCAACCAUCCUUAGAUUCAUUGAAAAGGAAACGAAGCUUCACAGAAGAUAUAAGGGAUAGGAAACUCAUGCGAAUGUCAGAAAACUUAGCUAACGAUAUGGCUCGUAGUCUUUCGGUAAUAGACUCUUCUAUGGACUAUAUGGAUUCUUCAGCUUCAGCAUCCACUCCAGUAUCAAUCUCAACAUCAACACCAGGACCGGCAACAUCUUCUAUAAAACCUCCCAUACAUUUAAAACCAACCACUUUGGGUAACUCAUAUCAACAUACGCCUUCAAGUUCAUCGCUGCUGUCUACAUAUCAGGACGCGACCACUAGCAGGGAUAAUCAUCAACUUGAUCAUGUACUUUUUACUUCAACUACUAAAGUGGCUCCAGUACCAUCAACUAUAGCAAAAUUCGAUCAAUGGAUCCAACAACAAGCGCAACUACGGGGAAUGACGGAAAAUGAUUACAGGCUAUACUUUGACAAACAACGAUACGAAUUUCAGUAUUAUAUGACUCAACUUCAAACGAUGAUACACCAUCAGACUGUAACUUUUGAACAGAUCAAGACAUGUCUACAAACUAUAUUGGGAUUGGCAGAAGAAAUGAUAGGCAAUCAAUCUGACGUUUUGAUGAAUAUGUUUCCAGAAUGGCGUUCUUGGGAAGGUCUUGUACAAAAGUUGACGACUUAUGUGAAGUGUGUUGAUGAUAUGAAUCAACUGAUAAAACAAGAAAUACUACCAGCAAGUGAUUUGAGAGAAUACAUCAAGGAUCUUCAUCAAUUGAUAGAGACGCGAACAACACUUUAUGGUGAUUUCCUUAUUCAUAAUGGAUUGGAAUGGAAAGCAAUGGGUUUGCCAGUGAAAAGGGAGCUACUAGAUACGACCAAACAUUGGUUUCUUAAUGUGUGCUCAUGUUUAUUGCUUGAUCUGGAAAAUGCAUGUUCAGAUCUUCAAGAAGUGACUAUGGAUGAAGAAGAAUGGAACCCUCAAUCCGAACAUACAGAGCAAGUAAUGGACUGUUUAUUACAAGGUUUGGAAGUGAUUGGAAGUAUUCUAUCUUUUAUUGGUACAACAGACAGAGAUAUUAAUGCACGAUGUCAUAUACUCGCAACAGUGUAUGGACAAUGGAUAUCUGAAAGUUUGGAACACUUGAAUCAAGAACAAACUGGCAGUCGGAUUAGUAUUGGCAAGAAAUCACGAAACAAUCACAAUAGUAAUACAAAGACAUCUUCAGGAAGGACUGAUUUACGAUUGAUGCAAAGAAUGGAAUCCAUGAUACGACUUCUUUCUACUUUACAAUUGAUGCAAGAUUUUGAUGACAACCGUGGUAAACAUACUCAUCAACAACCUGAUAGCGAAAAGGAAGAAAAAGAAGAAGAAGAAGAGGACGAAAUCGGUGAUGCUGGGACAAUUUUGGAAACAGUUACAGAUACGUUAGUUGAGGUUACUGUACGUGCAAUUGCUGUGAUUGAAACACAUCGAAGUCUUGGUAAAGAAAUCAAACAAGGUGUUACUAAUAUUAUGACACGACCUCUCCAAUCUGGAUUUAUCUAUAUGGAAGAAUCUUUACUGUCUUUUGCUGACAAGGUGGUAGAAUUAUCUGGCCGAGAAUGGAUAGAUGGAACUAAACUACAGCGUCUACAUCUAUACUUGGAAGAAUUGGAAUUAUCGAUAGCUGAGGACAGUUAG
This is a messenger RNA of Halteromyces radiatus, 1869 nucleotides long. RefSeq lists its product as uncharacterized. The transcript is spliced from 8 exons. The coding region runs from base 1 to 1869 and encodes 622 amino acids. The record is from RefSeq and is a predicted model, not a curated record. NCBI's taxonomy places the organism in Eukaryota, Fungi, Mucoromycota, Mucoromycetes, Mucorales, Cunninghamellaceae.